AUGUCCUACCAAUGUGAUGUCUGUAAGGAAUUAGAAGCAAGAGAAGCAACUGGUAUUGGUUAUAUCUGUUGUGUUUGUGAUGCUGAGUUUGAAAUUGCCACUGAACUUGAAUAUCAUAUGAGAAUGCAUAACAAUGUGCUGCCCCACGAGUAAGACAAGAUAAAUUGAAACUAUUUUGGGUUUUAUUAGGAUGCUGUGAUAUGAAAAAAUCAAUAUAUUGGUAUCGAACAAUAAUAUCGACGAUAUCGAAUUAUGAAAUUAGAAAACGUAGUCAGUCAGCCUGCAUGUAUACCACGUCACACCAUUUGUGUUAUUAUAUUGUGUAGUUGGUUUUGAAAAUAAAAAAGUAUUUUUUGCCAAUGCUAGGGCGUUGCGUGUGGGGGUUUAUGGCCCACUGGGGUAUGCACCCCACGUAGUGCUGUCUUGCACACCCGUAGAGAAGUCCAGCACCCCACCGAAAAAUAUUUGCUUGAUCAUUCAUCUUCUGGUUUUCGAAUAGCUAUUAGAGGGACUUCCACUGUUAGCGGGUGUCGAUUUCUUGAAUAUUGAUUUGUGAGCUCACUAGAAAAUACUCGAGAAUGCUUGAGUUAAAUAUUAAUAUCAUGGUUAAAUGUGUAAACAUGUCGAGAAUGAGAUUGUUAUACAGUCACUCAUUUUCAAAUUACUUUAACAAGCAGGUUUACUGCACUGUGCUACAGCAACUGUCCAGUCAUGCCUCAAACUGAAAAUUAUUGACAAGGGGCUACCCCAAUUUUAUAAUAUUUUCCUACAAUCUCGUACCAGAGUCAUGCCCAGCACCUAUUAAACUUGCGAACGGGCAUACUCUGAGCGCAAUACUGACAACUGAUUUUCCUACUCAUUUUCAAUUUCUCGCUUUUAUCGUAUCCCAUAAAAUAUUUCACCUUCCGUUUAUAGUUACUAUAAUCGUAGUUUCCAUAGUUUGUUACGUUACUGAUUUACUGUCAAUAAUAGCAAAACUUGGUUGAUAGGAAUGGAAGUGCGUGGAAAAUACAAGGUAUCGGAAAUUAGAUAGAAAAAAAUAGAUAGAAAACUUUAUUUAUCCGCGCUAACCCUGCAACCGAGGCUGAUUUCCACAGGGGGCGUGUAAAAAGGAAUUACAAAAAUAUAGUAUUUAAAGCUAUUUACAAUCUAUAAUAUCAACUAAGUUAUAUAAACUUGCAGAGAGAAAAUAGACUUGCAAAGCAAAGAGAGAAAAGACAACAAGAGUCUGUUGCAGAGAGGGAAACUAGACUUAAACAGCAGCGAGAAACAAAAAGGUUGAAAAGGCAAAAUGAGACUGUCGAACAAAGAAAACAAAGAUUGGCAAAAGCACAAUUAGUUAAUUAUAAAGCAAAUAAAAGUAGAUGUUCUGGAAAAAACAAACCAUGUCCCCCAUCAGGUUCUCAAAAGCAUCACAGUAAUGAUAACAGUGUAUCACACAAUAGUGUAUCACAAUUGAUAUAUAAAUUCCAUAAAUCUGUAUCAACAGGUCCUCUGUAUAUUUGUUCGCGCUGUGAUCAAUUAUGGUAUAAACAUACUGUUUGUCCAGCCGAGAGACUUCGAUUGUCCAAUCCAAAUUCUACUAAACAUCUACAAGGUACUAAUUAAAAGUGUAGAUGAUAUUGAAUGGCUGUGUUUGACAUGUGACAAACAUCUUAAAAAGAAUAAAGUGCCACCAUCUGCAAUUUCAAAUGGCUUGAAGUUUCCAGAAAAACCUUUGAUUUAAAUGAAUUAGAAUGCAGACUUAUAGCUCCAAGAUUGGCAUUCCAAAAAAUAAUGCAAGCCCCCAUGGGAGGGCAACUUAAAAUACUGGUAAUGUUGUGAAUGUUCCAGCAGAUAUAUGUAAUACUGUUAACAUGCUAUCCAGGUUACCACAAGAUACUGGGACUAUUAAAGUUCAAUUGAAACGUCGACUGCAAUACAAGAGUUCUGCCUUGUCUUAGAAUGUGAGACCUAAUAAAGUGAUGCAAGCUACAGCUUGUUUGGUAAAUACUAGUGAACUAUAUCGAGAACAAGGAAUAACUUUUGAUCAGCAUUGGUUAUCAUACUUUGAUGUUACAACACCUAAUAGUGACAAUGAAAAUACUAAAGUUGAUCAAACUAAUUUGACAUCUUCAGAAGAUGAAUGGAGUGAAGAUGAAGCAGAAAUUCCUGCAGGUGUAAUAGACAGUAUGCUUACACCUACUGAUUUUGUAGAUGAUACUGAAAGACAACAUAUAUAUACAGUGUUGCACCUGGUGAAGGUAGUAGACCACUCAGUAUAUUUAGAGAUCAGUAUUCAGAGGAACUAGCUUAUCCAGGAAUAUUCUUAGGUCAAAAGCGGCCUGAUGAGAAGCAAAGAUUGACCCAUGUUUAUUACAGUGAAAUAUGUAAAUCAGAACUUAACGAAGAGCUGGAAUGUGUAUUGAGAACAUUUUUUUUAAAACUAAAAAAUGCAGAUGAAAUUAUUGCUCGGGCAAUCGCAGCUUGCUACUCGCAAGUGUAAAUUGGGAAACAGAACACUUACUGCUGGUGAUUUGAAAACACCAGAAGGUUUAACAAAUCUCAUUUUCCAGGAUGAAGGAUACAAAUUUUUAAGAGCUUUGAGAGGUCCCCACCUUACUUUGAAAAAGCAAAAAAGGAUUUGUUUGCUAUGAUUCGGCAGUUAGGACCUGCAUCAUUAUUUUGUAGUUUUUCGUCUGCUGAAACAAAAUGGAAACAUUUACUAAGAAUCCUUGGUAAGCUUGUUGAUCACAAAGACUAUAGUGAUGAACAAUUAGAUAAUUUAAACUGGGAUGAAAAGUGUAGACUAAUUCAAAGUGACCCAGUAACUUGUGCAAGGCAUUUUGAUUACCAAUUUAAUACUUUCUUGAAAAAUUUUUUAAUGAGUGAAAUUGCCCCAUUAGGGAAUCUGAAAGAUUGGUUUUACAAGGUUGAAUACCAACAGAGAGGCUCGCCUCACAUCUAUAUAGUCAUAUGGCUUGAAAAUGCACCUGUAUUUGGUGUUGAUAAAGAUGAAGAUGUAGUGAAUUUCAUUGAUCAAAUAAUAACUUGUAGAAAGCCUGAUAAUGACACUGAAUUAUAG
Messenger RNA from Paramuricea clavata, 3064 nucleotides. The record is from the annotation of a GenBank genome assembly. NCBI's taxonomy places the organism in Eukaryota, Metazoa, Cnidaria, Anthozoa, Malacalcyonacea, Plexauridae.